This is a messenger RNA of Penicillium manginii, 561 nucleotides long. RefSeq names its product glyoxalase family protein. The record is from RefSeq and is a predicted model, not a curated record. Bases 1 to 561 code for a protein of 186 amino acids. NCBI's taxonomy places the organism in Eukaryota, Fungi, Ascomycota, Eurotiomycetes, Eurotiales, Aspergillaceae. The transcript has 2 exons.
AUGGCUUCCCAGACACAGAAUGGAAAUUUGGAAGAAGUUUCCCAUGAAAAGAUUACAGCUGUAGAUUUCCUGAUCAAGACAGCUACUAUUAUACAAAAGAUCGAAAAAAAUCUGGAGCUUAACCGGCUAGAUAGGAAGAAAAUCCGCGAGCUCCUGAACGAAUACUCCCGCCGUGCCGAAUCAGAUGGGAGACUUAUGAAUGCCGCAAGACAAGAUGAUCAAUGUGCCAACCGAGGACUAUUUCUGGCAUACACUCACAUGGAGCUACUAUGCUGGCUGGCGAAAAAUAACUUCAAUAUUCCAUCGUCGUCGAUAAGAUGGUACAGCUUGCGGCAAUUUCUCCCAAAGUACCGUAUUCCGUCAUUCUGGUCCUCCGCAAAACCAUCAGAACUGAAAAGUCAGUUGAAUCAUAUCAAGAGGACAGCUGCUUUGGUUCAUGCGGAUCUUCAAGCCCAUCGUAUUUCCGUCCCUGAAACCGCCAUCGAAUAUCCUAGCGUUUCGGUAGGAGAGCCCGCCACCCAGCCAACAGAAUGUGAUGAACCCUUCUCCUCCUCUCGAUGA